AUGGGAAAAAGCAGUAAAGACAAGAGAGACGCGUAUUACCGAUUAGCAAAAGAGCAAGGAUGGAGAGCUCGAUCAGCGUUUAAGUUAAUGCAACUAGAUGAACAAUUUCACUUGUUUGAAGGUGCAAAACGCGUUGUUGAUUUGUGUGCCGCACCUGGGUCUUGGUCGCAAGUAUUGUCACGCAGAUUAAUAGAAAAUUUCGACUCUACAGCAAACAAGGAAGAACGCCCCAAAAUUGUCGCUGUGGAUCUUCAGCCAAUGGCUCCUAUAGACGGUGUUAGCUCUUUGCAAUUAGACAUUACCCAUCCAAAGACGUUGUCCAUUAUAUUGUCUCACUUUGGAAAUGAACCAGCGGAUUUGGUUGUUAGUGACGGUGCUCCAGAUGUUACCGGUUUGCAUGACUUAGAUGAGUAUAUUCAAGCACAGAUCCUGUUGGCGGCGUUUAAUAUGGCUGUAUGCAUUUUGAAACCCGGUGGAAAGUUUGUCGCAAAAAUUUUCCGUGGCAGAGACGUUUCUCUACUUUAUUCACAACUUCGCUUGAUGUUUCGAAAGGUUACAUGUGCAAAGCCCAGAAGUUCCCGUGCAAGUUCCUUGGAGUCUUUUGUCGUUUGCGAAGACUUUUGCCCUCCUCCUAAUUUCCAACCGGAUCUUUCGAAACCUCUUUGUAUAGUAGAUCCGAACUGUUCCCAUGAAAUCGCUCCUUUUAUUGCUUGUGGUGAUUUGGAUAGCUACGACGCCGAUGCUACAUAUCCCAUCGAUUCUGCAUCAAAAGCAACACCAUUAGAAGUUGUGCAACCUCCUACAGCACCACCGUAUAAACGUGCUAUGGAAUUAAAACAACAAGGACUUUUAUAA
Messenger RNA from Schizosaccharomyces osmophilus, 855 nucleotides. RefSeq names its product tRNA 2'-O-ribose methyltransferase Trm7 (gene trm7). Gene Ontology annotation, biological process: cytoplasmic translation; tRNA methylation. Gene Ontology annotation, molecular function: tRNA methyltransferase activity. The transcript has 4 exons. The coding region runs from base 1 to 855 and encodes 284 amino acids. Gene Ontology annotation, cellular component: cytoplasm. Lineage: Eukaryota; Fungi; Ascomycota; Schizosaccharomycetes; Schizosaccharomycetales; Schizosaccharomycetaceae. The record is from RefSeq and is a predicted model, not a curated record.